Notechis scutatus (mainland tiger snake) is the source of this 3492-nucleotide messenger RNA. It is a transcript of the gene GJA1, whose product is annotated as gap junction protein alpha 1. Gene Ontology annotation, biological process: cell communication by electrical coupling; cell-cell signaling; heart development. Gene Ontology annotation, cellular component: connexin complex. Lineage: Eukaryota; Metazoa; Chordata; Lepidosauria; Squamata; Elapidae. Gene Ontology annotation, molecular function: gap junction channel activity. The record is from RefSeq and is a predicted model, not a curated record.
UUCAAGUUAAGGGUGAAGCAAAGAGGGGGUGAUUGGGACGGGAGGGAGGGUGUGCUCUUUUCUUCUCCUCUAAAGGCCGCCUCAGCAGUUUUCUUCCAGGCAAAAGGGGAAAGAAGGACACCAGCCAUCAUCACCAGAGAAACAGACAGGAGACUUUAAAAUUUAAAUAGGCCGGUCUGAGUGCCUGAAAUAGGCACUUGAGUUUUAACCUCUGAAGAACUGAAAAGCCGAAGUCCUUCUCUGCUAAGCAGGAAGGAAGCAGGUAGAGAAGAUGGGUGACUGGAGUGCACUUGGUAGGCUCCUUGACAAAGUCCAAGCCUAUUCUACUGCUGGAGGAAAGGUGUGGCUCUCUGUCCUUUUCAUUUUCCGAAUUUUGCUUCUGGGGACCGCAGUGGAAUCUGCCUGGGGAGAUGAGCAGUCAGCUUUCCGAUGCAACACUCAACAACCAGGUUGUGAAAAUGUCUGUUAUGACAAAUCGUUUCCAAUAUCUCAUGUGCGUUUCUGGGUGCUGCAGUUCAUUUUUGUUUCUGUGCCAACCCUUUUGUAUUUAGCACAUGUCUUCUAUGUGAUGCGAAAAGAAGAGAAACUAAACAGGAAACAGGAAGAGCUCAAGUUGGUCCAAAAUGAGGGAGUAAAUGUAGACCUCCCUCUAAAGCAGAUAGAAAUUAAGAAAUUCAAGUAUGGGAUUGAAGAACACGGCAAGGUCAAAAUGCGUGGUGGACUGCUUCGUACUUACAUCAUUAGCAUCAUUUUCAAAUCUAUCUUUGAGGUGGCCUUUGUGAUGAUUCAGUGGUAUAUCUAUGGAUUCACUCUGCAAGCCAUCUACACCUGUGAACGGGUACCCUGUCCACACAAAGUGGAUUGCUUCCUCUCUCGUCCCACAGAGAAAACCAUCUUUAUUAUCUUCAUGCUGGUAGUAUCCAUCAUAUCUCUGACCCUCAACAUUAUUGAGAUUUUUUAUGUCACCCUCAAGAGCCUUAAAGAUCGCAUGAAGACCAAAAGCAAUCCUUUCUCUCCUACCAGCGGCUUAAGUCCCUCCAAGGAUUGUGGAUCACCCAAAUAUGCCUACUUCAACGGGUGCUCCUCUCCAACAGCCCCCUUGUCUCCCAUGUCUCCACCAGGAUACAAGCUUGUAACUGGAGAUAGGAACAAUACAUCAUCCUGUCGCAACUACAACAAACAAGCCAGUGAACAAAAUUGGGCAAACUAUAGUGCUGAACAGAACAGGAUUGGACAAGCUGGGAGUACCAUUUCCAACUCACACGCCCAGAACUUUGAAUUUAAUGAUGAGCCGGAGAGCACAAAAAAAGUGGGCUCUGGCCAUGAGCUCCAGCCUCUCACAGUUGUAGACCGGCCACCAAGUCGAGCGAGCAGUCGAGCCAGCAGCAGACCACGACCUGAUGAUCUGGAGAUCUAGCCCUUUGGAAUUGCAAUAGUCAAUGCGACUAUGAAAUAUGAAUUGCAUUAGCACGUGGCGUUCAUGUGGUUCCCACGGAGGUGGUACUUUAACAAUCUCAGCCAGGAGAUUUUAACAAGCAAUACAUAAUUAUAUAUAUAUAUAUUAAAAAAAAUGUUGAUUUUUUUUUUCUGGUAACUGGGAAGCAGGGGUGAUGUGAGGGAGAACAGCACAUAGUGGUAUUUAAAGUAGCUGGUUUAAAAGAAAACCUUAGUCAACACAAGAGUAGGGGAACUGGUUAUUUGUUUUGUUUUAGAAAGAUUAUAUAAUGUCAGGAAAUGUAUGUCUAUAAUAUGUUGAUUUUUCUAAAAUUCAAUUUUGUUAUACUAAAAAAAAGUUACACUGAAAUAAAUUUGUGGGGGGGACUGGUUUAGGAUGAAAUGGAGAUAUCAUUCUUUUACUGAACAACUGGCAGCAUUAAGUCAGAUAUUGAUCAUUUUCCUAUUAAGAACAUUCCAUUGCUAAAAUGUGCACUUUGGGACAAUUUUCUGGGAUGAACUUGUCAUGCAGUUAUUAUCUGUUUCCCUGGAAUCAAAUCAAUUACAUUUCAGACAAGACCCACCCAAUAUAUGUUAACCAUUUUCUUCCUGUUUCAGAUCUUCUAACCUACAUUAAGGAAUUGGUUCAAGGAUUGUUCAGUUUUAUUAAAUUUCAUUCUACCACUAUUGCAAGAUUCUACCGACUUGCAUGCUACUCAAGGUCUUAUUAUUUUAGCUAUGGUUGGGUGACCAUCCUGAAACAACCCAGAAACAGUUUUGCAGAUGAUCAGAAAAACCAUGGGUGGUUUGUUUUAUUCUUGCUCUUUCCCCUCCUUUUAAAACCUUGGUUUUGCCAUGUCUCUCUGUGAAUGGGUUAGAUGCUUAGGAGGGAUAUGAAACCAAAUUGGGAAUCAGCUAGAAACCACAAAUGCAUUUACGUGCAUAAUCAUUUGAAGCUGUGUUUUCAAUUAGCAAACCAACAAUUUAUGAUUUCCAACUGUAUUUUAUUGCCCCCUGUUAUAUCCCAUCCUACCACAUAAUAGACUAAGCAACAAACUGCAAAAUGGCUCAGUGUCAUGUGUAGACCCUACCAUAGCAUUCAUUAAUUGCUAGCUAUAAAAUGUAAAGCUGGACAAAUGAAACAAUUUUUGUCAGAUGCAGUCAUCUAUUAGGUGCAAAUCUUUUCACAGUUAAAUUUCAUCAGAAGCAGGUGAUCGGACAACUGUGUGGUUGGAAUCACAGCCACUAUAACUGGAGUUAUUUGUGGCUGCUAUACAAUAACUGGAGUUAUUUGUGGUUGUUAAACAAUCACACCGAUGCACCCAUAAAAUGGUUAACUAUUCUGGGUUAUUAUGGGUCACUAUUGUGUUUACAUUAAAAGAUUCCAGCAGUUACAAACAAAUCAGGUAUUCUUUUAAAGAAUUUCAAUAUUUCCAUAUAUUUUGUAGUAAGUGUAUUUCACAAAUUAAGGAUAUUUUAAGAAUCAAGUCCUGGUGGCUGUUGAAAAGCUUCCAUUUGCAUUCCAGCUACAUAUUUUGCCACAAUAAAACUUGUCAGUAAAACAUCCAAAGUCGCAUAUUUUUGCAAUCAAUUAUCUUUCCUUAAGAUUAAGGAAGAAUUCUGCUUGUUUCUCCACCUUUUUUAAAUUUAUGCUUGAAUAACUGAUGGUAGUACUGGGAGAAGGGAAGAUUGUUAGCCUGCCAAUAAUGUGAGAGACUUGAGGAUAAAUUACACAUCCAUAUUGUGCAGUAACUGCAGUUAUCAUGUGAUGGCUUGAGGGGUGGUGAAAUUAAUUAUCUGCACUGCAACCUCAUUGGAUGGUGUAAAUAGAUCCUUACAUAAACUGAUUGAGCUGUACUAAUAAUCCCUAUGCUGAUUUUAAGAUAUCAAGAAUGUUACACUUGCUCUUCACUUAUAAGUUAGUUCAAUGAUAACAUGGUUCAAUUCACUUUUGAUAGUCCAUUUUUACAAUGACAGUUUUAAUAUUUGCACACAUUUUGUUGGGGUGUAAGUGAGGCUGAAAGAGUACAAUUCUAAUUUAUUUGAAAUAUAUACUAA